AUCUCACUCUAACAUAUUUCCUUUCCAGCAGGUUCUCGUGUCCUAUAUCCUGGAGUUCGCAUAUUUGUCGGCUCAAUGCCUAUUUCUACUAUAUGAAUCUAACCAAUUGCUAUCCUAAUGUCCACGACUUAGUACCUCUAUCCACUCGCUUCCGGCUCCUCCGAUGAAAUAUCAACCAUUAUUCCUGAGCUUAAUGUCUGUGUUUUCUGUGGAAGAUGAGUGAGAACUAUACACCAGGGGCUGAUGCCCUACCUGUACCACCAUAUACGACAGUAAUCUUAGUGUGUAACGCCGUGCUCCCCCAAUAUCGUGUUUACUCACGUGCUGACGUAUGUGUCAUCCAGUCUCAACGAGAUUUGGGAUUGAGAGUCCCAAUCAACUUCGUUACAGAUCCUGGGGUAUCUUUGAGAGCCGCUUGCUUCUCCGACAAUAAAUACGAAGAUGAUAAUGCUGGAAUCUGUGUGUCCAAUCUCCUCGCUGCUGGGUUCCGGAGCUUCGAGCUUGACCUUUAUUGGGAUCAAGGACGUGGUGUUUGGUCUUUCUGUCCGGUUUCCAUUCCGACUUGGAUUCAAGAUGUCAACCCGUCAUCGACCGUGACGGUAUUCCCAGGUUCUUCUUCAGCAUUAAAUCUUUCCCAAUCAACGAGCCCGGCUACCGCAUCCAACUUAUCUGAGUUAACAAGUCGAGCAACACUUUCAGCACAAAGUUCUGCUUCGCGUAGUCCUAAUUUACUCGCUAGACAGCAGGCUACGACUGCACCGACUCUUACCAACCCAUCUCCGGCGACUUCAGUGGAUAGUACUCUCGGCCAACUCCUUCCCAGCAUUUCAGCCAUCCCAGACACCCCAAACAGCCCAUUGGUAGCAAUCGGACCAUAUGUCUGCACCACAUCCAUCAAUCUUUCAGCAUUCACUUCUCUACUUCUCGACUAUAUCCAAAAGUCAGAGAACACCUUAGGUGCUCAUCUUAUCUACCUAAUACUAAAUCUCCACGCCGCAGCGUCAGAACAAGAUCCUGAUGCCCCUGCUCCUCAGCCAUCACGCCUACCUCUUGGGCUUGACCUCCUAGGAAACCAAUUUGCAGGAAAUCUAACAGAAUAUAUAUACACCGAGUCUGAGUUACUUUCUGAUAGAAGGAACCUCAACGACUCAUGGUACAAUAUUCAAAAUGAGCUUUACAGACCAGUGGAAGGUUACUACGAGAUGACUCGUACACCUAAUGGGAUUCUCACAACAGAAGAUGGAUGGCCGUCAGAAGCGUACAUUGAGUUCGCAAACAGCAAGAGAUUGCUGAUAGGAUGGGGAACCAUUGAUCCUCAAAUGGAGGGAUAUAAUUUCACUGGAGAUUCUGGGACGAUAUUCACCGAAGGUUUCAUCCAAGAGCUUCAGACGGAGGUUAGGGCGACUGAUGACGGAGCGCUUACGAAUGGCUGCUUCAUGAACAACAGCACCGAUGAGCUGGCGCAAGCUAAUUCUUCAUGGGCAGUUCAGAGUAGUCUAUCGAGUUUUGAGUAUCCGACUGCAUCUUCAGCUGACCUCACCCCCCUCCUAAACCUCACCACUUCCCUCACAAACUGCGGCAUCUCCCCCCACCUGAAUAAUACCCUCCUCUCCGUCUCCGCUCACCAAAACUCCACCCCCUAUACCCUCUUCUCCCACUCCACAAUCUGGUCCUGGGCCCCCAACUCCCCCCAAAACGCCUCCACCACGCCCACCUCCCCCUCUUCCACCUCCCAAAUCUUCCGCUGCGCAAUAUCCACCCUCACCAGUCCCGAAAACCCCUAUCCCGGCCGCUGGAUCGUCGACGACUGUUCCGCCCGACGCUACGCCGCUUGUCGCCGUCGCAACAAACCGUAUACAUGGACGCUUGCCGACGUCGCUGUGAGCUACAGUUUUGCGGACGAGAAUUGUCCUGAGGAGUACGAAUUUGCGGCGCCGAGGACGGCGCUGGAGAAUGCGUAUUUGACUGUGGCGAUGAGGAGGAGUGGGAGGGACUUUGAUGGGCAUGGGGCGUGGGUGGAUUUCAAUAGUCUUGACGUGGAGGGGUGUUGGACUACCGGGGGACCGAACGCGACGUGUCCGUAUAAGGAGGCGGUGGGGAAGGAGAAUGAGUUGAAUAGGAGGGAGAUUUUGGUCCCAACCAUAGCCGCUAUAAUCGUGCUCAUCACGUUCGGGCUCACGAUAUUCGUCAAAUGUGUCGGGAACAGGAGUUCCAAACGCCGUGUUAGGCGGAGGACGAAGACGGCGGGGAAUGGGUUUGUGUAUGAGGGUGUGCCGUCUUGA
Cadophora gregata is the source of this 2282-nucleotide messenger RNA. RefSeq lists its product as uncharacterized. Bases 216 to 2282 code for a protein of 688 amino acids. The record is from RefSeq and is a predicted model, not a curated record. NCBI's taxonomy places the organism in Eukaryota, Fungi, Ascomycota, Leotiomycetes, Helotiales, Ploettnerulaceae. The transcript has 3 exons.